AUGGCAAAAAGAAAGGCAGACAACAGGAACUUUCUGGACAGGUGGGAGACAGAAUAUCUGUUUACAUAUGUAAAAGACAGACCUGUUUGUCUGAUUUGUGGAGUCAACGUGGCUAUAACUAAGGAGUACAACAUUCGACGACACUAUGAAACAAAACACCAUGACAAGUACAAGGACCUGGACAUGACUCAAAAGAGCCAGAAAGUGGAGGAGAUGAAAAGAAGUUUGGUUUCACAACAGAAUAUGUUCAAAAAAGCCACAUCACAAAGUGAGGCUGCUGUAAAAGCUAGUUAUAUUGUAGAAGUAGAGAUCGCAAAAUCGCCCUUUAAUGAGGGAGAGGUUGUGAAAAAGUGCAUGUUGAAAGUUUGUGACAUCGUGUGCCCAGAGAAAAAGCAAGCCUUUUCAAACGUGAGCCUGAGCAGAAACACAGUAGCUGAUCGCACAUGUGAUCUUGCCACCAAUCUGUAUGACCAGCUUUUGGAAAAGGGAAAAGAUUUCGUUGCAUUCUCCCUUGCUGUGGAUGAGAGCAGCGACGCAUCUGAUACUGCUCAGCUGUCAGUCUUCAUCCGUGGAGUGGACUCAAAUAUGUGUGUUACGGAGGAGCUAUUGGGAUUCAAAUCAAUGCAUGGCACAACCACAGGAAAGGAAAUCUUUGAGGAGGUUUCCAAAUGCGUAACUGAAAUAAAGCUGUCGUGGGAUAAACUCGUGGGAUUAACGACAGAUGGUGCGCCAGCGAUGUGCGGUAAAACAAGUGGACUGGUGGGCAGGGUCCGGGAGAAGAUGCAGGAAGAGAACUGUGCAGGUGAACUAACUGUUUAUCACUGCAUCAUACAUCAGGAAUCACUGUGUGGCAAAGCCCUAAAGAUGGAGCAUGUUAUGACCACAGUAACACAAGUAGUUAACUUUAUAAGAGCCAAAGGUCUGAAUCACCGCCAGUUUAAGUCUUUUCUGGAGGAGUGUGGUUCGGCGUAUUCAGACGUGCCGUAUCACACAGGUGAGGUGAGAUGGUUAAGCCGAGGAAAAGUACUGAAUAGAUGCUGCGCCCCCGCUCCGUUGCUUUUAAUAUGUCAGUUUCUGGAAAGCAAAGGGAAGGACACAGCAGAGCUUCGGGAGAAAAAGUUUCUGUGUGAGCUGGCCUUUCUGUGUGACAUCUCGAGCCAUCUCGAUGCGCUGAACCUGCAGCUUCAGGGGCGCGGGUGCAUCAACGACAUGUACGCUGCAGUGAGGGCUUUUAAAACUAAACUGUGCCUGUGGGAGAAUCAGAUGCUGCAAGGAAACCUUGGCCAUUUUCCCUGCUGCCAAACCAUGAACACGCAGUUCUUUACCAACUUGUUCCCAUGCGCACAGUUUGCUGAAAAACUCAGUGUACUCGGCGCUGAGUUUAGCCGGCGAUUUGCCGACUUUGAUGUCCAGAAAUGUAGGUUUGAACUGCUCAGUAAUCCCUUCGCAGUUAAUGUGGAAAACGCACCAACCAACCUCCAAAUGGAGCUAAUUGAACUUCAGUGUAAUGACACGCUGAAGUCAAAGUAUGAUGCUGUGGGCGCCGCACAGUUUCCACAGUUCAUCCCUGACACAAUGCCUCAGCUCCGCACCCAAGCUGCUCAGAUGCUCUCCAUGUUCGGCAGCACUUAUCUAUGUGAGCAACUUUUCUCCUCGAUGAAGAUGACCAAAACAUCUCACAGGAGACGUCUGACUGAUGAACACCUUCGCUCGAUACUGAGUAUUUCCUCUCAAAGCCUGAGCCCAGACAUUGAUGAACUAUCAUCCAAGAAGAGAUGCCAGGUUCCGACGCCGUCGGCCGGGUUUGUCCAGGCUCUGGCUCUUUCCAUUGGCUAUCAUCUUCCUGGUCGCCGAGGCACCUUUUCCUGGAUCUGCCAGGCCUGUCCGCCGCCUGGCCACGUGGGUUCUAGCCGGCAGCUUUCAUCCGACACUUUGCCCAGGUCGGGUUCCUUAAACGUCUUACAGGCCUUCUCUAGCAACUUCAGGUCAAGCAUGUCGCGGGCUUCGGACGUGGAUGACACCGUGUCAGUCCCAGAAUCUUCAGUGUCAGGCCAGUCCGGGUUUACGUCCAUCCAGCAGUCACUGUCCCAGUUACAGUCCACCAUUGACUCCCUGGUCAGCUCGGUAGCGGACGUACAGUCCAGGGUGACGGUGCUGGAAUCUCGGGGCCCCCGCGCCCCCCCAAGCGUUAAACCCUCCGGCGGUUCCCGCUGCUUCUCAGAUCUUUUCGUCAGUAUCAGAAAAGACAUUCUGGCGGGGAAGGAUGUGAACUUGGCGUCCAUCCUCAUCGCCUCUCAAGACGUGCCCGAGAACAGGGUCAUUAACUGUGGUGAUGUCUCACUCGUGCUCAAGGUCAAGGACGCUCGGCUUCAUAGGAAGCUCUCCAUCCCCGAAUUCGUGCUGGCUUUUAGCCUUUUCAGGGACAUCCUUUGUUCGGCUCAGCCCGAAAGGAGGUAG
This is a messenger RNA of Bufo bufo (common toad), 2457 nucleotides long. RefSeq names its product general transcription factor II-I repeat domain-containing protein 2-like. Lineage: Eukaryota; Metazoa; Chordata; Amphibia; Anura; Bufonidae. The record is from RefSeq and is a predicted model, not a curated record.